CCCCGUUCGUUUGCCUAGACGCGUCGCCUUUCGUUUCGUCGCGGAAAAGACACUAUUUUGAAGCGGCGUAUUUCCGCCAACAUACGAUAUUACCUGCGUUACGUGUGAAACUUUUUCGCAAACGUCAUUGGUGCUUAGACGAAUUGAUCAAAAUUUGGCCAUAAAUAGAAGCAACCACAGCAGCAAGAUGAGGCUGUACGCCGCAGCAACAGUUGCGCUCUUUUUGCUUUUGGGGGGCCAAGCAGCUGGUGUGGAGCUGAUGGACGAGGAGGAGGCGGGGAAUGAUCAGAGAGCCGCCCCAGCCGAAGCCGAAUCCGAAUCCGAAUCUGUCGCGGGGACAGAGACAACCACUGAGGCACAGGGCGUGAGUGAGCCACCGAUCAAAUUGGUGCAUGUCCUGAAUCCCGGAGAGCGGGAGUAUCUGUCGCCCAAUCUGAUCGGCGUGCAGAACAUAGCCAUGACCUUCCUGCCGCUCUCGAUGAACUUCAUCAACAUAAUCGAUGCCUUCCGGGAGAUCACCAGCGGCGUGCGGUACGAGAUCCUGCUGAAUGCUGUGGACACGAAGGACAAGGAGAACGCGGACACCAUCUGCCGCCUGGUCAUACUCGAGAAGCCCUGGCUGCGCACCCAGUGGGGGGACAAGCAUCGGGAGUUGGUCACCUCGAACUGCACGGAUUCGGCGGAGAACUCUGUCUCCUCGGAUCCGGCGGAGCGGGCCCGGCUGCUGAACGAGAAAUACUUCGUGCGCAGCAAGCGAGGCCUGAAUGAUGUACCCCUGGGUGGCAGCAAGCCCUUCGAUGCGCAGCAAGCAGAGGAGCAGCUCCAGCGCACCCUGGACAAGCUAACAGCCGGCGAGGGACCGCAUUACAAAAUCGUGAAAGUCUACACGGCCUCGCGUCAGUUGGUGUCGGGCACUUUGACUCGCAUCGACGCCGACCUCAUUGACGGCAACACGGAUGAGCAACACCGCUGCAUCGUCGAGAUCUGGGCAAAGCCGUGGCUGGAGCAGGGACACGACAUCACCUUCAAGUGCCGCAACCAGAAGGUGGUGCAGGCCCGUCACAGCCGCUCCGUGGAGUGGGCCGAGAAGAAGACGCACAAGAAGCACAGCCACAGCCACCAUGCGCUGGACAAGGUGGACCAUCUGUUCCACAAGUUUCAGAUCCGGUUCGGGCGUCGCUACGACAACACGGCAGAGCGCCAGAUGAGGCUGCGCAUCUUCCGGCAGAACCUGAAGACCAUCGAGGAGCUGAACACCAACGAGAUGGGCAGCGCCAAGUACGGCAUCACGGAGUUCGCGGACAUGACCAGCACGGAGUACAAGGAGCGCACCGGUCUCUGGCAGCGCGACGAGCAGAAGCCCACUGGCGGGGCGCCAGCCGUAGUGCCGGCCUAUGAGGGGGAGUUUCCCAAGGAGUUCGACUGGAGGCAGAAGAACGCCGUCACCCCGGUGAAGAAUCAGGGCUCCUGCGGCUCCUGCUGGGCCUUCAGUGUGACCGGCAACAUCGAGGGCCUGUAUGCCGUGAAGACGGGCGAGCUAAAGGAGUUCUCCGAGCAGGAGCUCCUCGACUGUGAUACCACAGACAGUGCCUGCAAUGGCGGACUCAUGGACAAUGCCUACAAAGCGAUUAAGGACAUUGGCGGCUUGGAGUACGAGGCCGAGUAUCCCUAUGAGGCCAAGAAGCAGCAGUGCCACUUCAACAGGACGCUCUCCCAUGUCCAGGUCUCCGGAUUUGUGGAUCUGCCCAAGGGCAACGAAACGGCCAUGCAGGAAUGGCUCCUCACCCACGGACCCAUCUCGAUUGGCCUCAAUGCCAAUGCCAUGCAGUUCUAUCGCGGCGGCGUCUCCCAUCCCUGGAAGGCCUUGUGCUCCAAGAAGAACCUCGACCAUGGCGUGCUCAUUGUGGGCUACGGCGUCUCCGACUAUCCCAACUUCCACAAGACCCUGCCCUAUUGGAUCGUGAAGAACUCGUGGGGACCGCGCUGGGGCGAGCAGGGCUACUACCGCGUCUAUCGCGGCGACAACACCUGCGGCGUCAGCGAAAUGGCCACCUCUGCCGUGUUGGCCUAAUCCCCGACGGCGGCCACGACCACCCCGUCAAUCCGUCACCCCGUCAUGUAUGACUAUAUGUAUAUCUAGGUUAAUAUUCGAGCCAUUCAGCAAGACAGAAGAUAUCUAUCUUGGAGCUUCUACUUUGUGUACUUUCCGUUUCAAUGUUCAGCGACAGACGCGACGAGGAUAUCGUUUAGUUUCAUGCGAGCUUCAUGCGAGUCAAUGUAAACAGUAUAAUCAUUUCGAACAUCUGUAAUCUCACGACAAAUUCAGCAUCCCUCUCCCACAUAAAGCAGCUUAUAAACUGAAAUAAAUUUAAACUACGAAUUGUACGAGGAA
Drosophila persimilis is the source of this 2392-nucleotide messenger RNA. Its product is annotated as putative cysteine proteinase CG12163. NCBI's taxonomy places the organism in Eukaryota, Metazoa, Arthropoda, Insecta, Diptera, Drosophilidae. Bases 188 to 2071 code for a protein of 627 amino acids. The record is from RefSeq and is a predicted model, not a curated record. The transcript has 6 exons. Gene Ontology annotation, cellular component: lysosome. Gene Ontology annotation, molecular function: cysteine-type endopeptidase activity; cysteine-type endopeptidase inhibitor activity.